Messenger RNA from Microtus ochrogaster (prairie vole), 2313 nucleotides. It is a transcript of the gene Il23r, whose product is annotated as interleukin 23 receptor. The record is from RefSeq and is a predicted model, not a curated record. Gene Ontology annotation, molecular function: protein binding. Lineage: Eukaryota; Metazoa; Chordata; Mammalia; Rodentia; Cricetidae. The transcript has 13 exons.
AUGACAAAAAGCGCAAUAACUUAUUCCAUAACCAGACUGAUGUGUGAAGAGCAAGGCCCCCAUAGAGAAAUGAAAGGUUUCUUCCUCAUUUGGGACGUGAGUCACCUCACACUACAGUGGCAUGUAGGAAUCGCCCUCUAUGUUCUCUUCAGAUGGUGUCAUGGAGGUAUUACAACUAUAAACUGCUCUGGUAACAUGUGGGUAGAGCCUGGUGAAAUUUUUCAGAUGGGGAUGAAUGUUUCUAUAUAUUGCCAAGAAGCCCUUAAGAACUGCCAACCAAGGAAGCUUAAUUUUUAUAAAAAUGGCUUGAAAGAAGAAUCCAAUAUCACCAUGAUUAAUAGAACAACAGCUCAACUUUGGUAUAAAGGCUUUUGGGAACCUCAUGCCUCUAUGCAUUGCACUGCUGAAUGUCUUGGACAUUUUCAAGAGACACUUAUUUGUGGAAAAGACAUUUUCUCUGGAUAUCCACCGGAUGUCCCCAGUGAAGUGACAUGUGCCAUUUAUGAAUACUCAGACAACAUGACUUGUACCUGGGACACUGGGAAGCCCACCUACAUACAUACCAAGUAUGUGGUGCAUGUGAAGAGUUUAGAGACAGAAGAAGAACAACAGUAUCUUGCCUCGAGCUAUGCUACCAUCUCCACUGACUCAUUACAAGGUGGAAAGAAGUAUUUGGUAUGGGUCCAAGCUGUCAAUGCCCUAGGCAUGAAGGACUCACCGCUACUACAAGUCCAUCUGGAUGAUAUAGUAAUACCUUCUGCAUCCAUCAUUUCCAGAGCUGAGACUGUAAAUGCUACUGUGCCCAAGACCAUAAUUUACUGGGAUAGCAAAACCAUGAUUGGAAAUGUAUUCUGUGAAAUGAGACACAAAGCAACAACAAACCAAACGUGGAAUGUUAAGGAAUUUGACACCAACUUCACAGAUGUGCAGCAAUCAGAAUUCUACCUGGAGCCAGACAGCGAGUAUAUAUUUCAAGUGAGAUGCCAAGGACGAGGUAGAAGAAGCUGGCAGCCCUGGAGUUCACCCUUUGUUCACAAAACUCCCCAAACAGGUAGGUUUACAUGGUUUGCCUGGAGGUCACCAUACAUUGCUGAUACUCUCCCUUCCUUGUUCUAAGUUCCCCAGGUCCCAUCAAGAUCGUCCCAAGAAUCUCAGAAGAUUGAGAUGCUCCCUGCUACAGUCAUUAAAGGACAUUCUAUUUUUGAUAAUAGUCAAGACAUUGGAUUUUUGUCGGGAAUGGUCUUCUUGGGCAUCUUGUUGCCGAUUUUCUCUCUGAUCGGGAUAUUUAACAGAUCACUUCGAAUAGGAAUUAAAAGAAAAGUCUUACUGGUGAUCCCAAAGUGGCUUCAUGAAGAUAUUCCUAAUAUGGAAAAUAGUAAUGUUGCAAAAUUGCUACAGGAACAAAGUGUACAUGAGGAUAAUACUGCCAGUGAGCACGACCUGUAUAUGGAUCCUGUGGUUACAGAGGUAAGUGAAACCACUCCCCUGGAACACAAGCCCACAGGUUACAAGGAAGAAAAGCUCGUGGGCCUCCUGGAGACCAGAGACUGUCCACUAACAAUGCUGUCUACCAGCUCUUCUGUUGUGUAUAUUCCUGAUCUCAACACUGGCUAUAAACCCCAGAUUUCAAAUGUUCCCCCUGAGGAAAACCAUUUUAUUACCAGAGAUGAGGAGUCUACAACUCUUGAUGCCACAGGUGACUGCUUUGCCAGAUUGAAAAUAUACCCCAACUUUGCAUUUUCUUCUUCAAGUACAACUUUACUAAGCAAAACACUAAUUCUUGAUGAAUUGAACCUCGUUUUAAAUCAAGAUGCGUUCAAUCCUCUUGAAAUACAAAACUCAAGACAAGAGGAAACCACUAUGAUUUUGGAAAGUGGCUCUCCCAGUGAAACCAUCCCAGAGCAGACCCUGCUUUCUGAUGAAUUUGUCUCCUGCUUGGCAAUCGGAAGUGAGGACUUGCCAUCUGUUAAUUCUUACUUUCCACAGAACAUUUUGGAAAGCCAAUUUAGUGGGAUUUCACUCUUCAAAACUUUCAAUGGCAUCAUGGGCAUUAAAACAGACCCUGGCCAUGGUAGGGCCAUGGACCCAGGCAUGACCCUAGGCAACAGUCUAGGCCCAGACAAUACCAUGGACCCAGCUGUUAGUGCAGGCCACUCCGAUGAGCAUGACGCCGGCAGUAGCAUAACCCUCGGACACCAACAUGGCCACAAGUUGUCGCUUAGACCCCAGGCAUCCAUGCGACCUUUGAUGGCAACAUGGCCACAGCCAUCAAAACAGACCCAAGCUGUGGUAGGACCACGGACUCAGACAUGA